GUCAGGAAAACUACCAGCUACACCGUCAAGUCCUCUUCCUCUGGGGCAGCCCCUCGCAGCUUCAGCAGCAUGUCCUACUCUGGACCCAGCCAGGGGGCCUCUCGCCAGAGCUACAGCGCCCGUAGCUCCUAUGGAGGGGCCAACAGGGGCAUGGGAGGUGGGUUCGGGGCCGGUGGUGGAGGCGGCAGUUACAUCUCCAGCUCCUCAGCCUAUGGAGGUGGCAUGGGCCUGGGGAUGGGGAUGGGGAUGGGGAUGGGUGGUGGCGUUCAUGCCCCCAUCACCGCUGUCCAGGUGAACAAGAGCCUGCUUGCCCCCCUCAACCUGGAGAUCGACCCCAACAUCCAGAUCGUCCGUACCCAUGAGAAAGAACAGAUCAAGGGCCUCAACAACCGCUUCGCCUCCUUCAUUGACAAGGUCAGUCCUGGUAACCUGUCUCUGUCUAUCUGUCUGUCUGUAUUUCUGUCUGUGCCUAUCAAUAUCUCUGACAAUGUACUUUGCCAUGAGCUUAAACUCCUAGAAAACGUUUGACGUUGAAUGAAAAAGGGAAGUCCAGACAGUCUGUGGGAUGUUAUGAAUCUGUUCCAAUGCUGAGGUGUCUGUUGUGUAAUGAAUGUGGAAUAGUGGAGCAGAUGGAUGGAAAGGUCCACUUUGUGUAAUGCUGGUACACGCCAUGGGAGAUCUGUUACAGUGUGUUAGGUUGAAUACACGCACAAGCAAACUCAUCAGCUUGGAAAAGGGAAGAAAAUCUAGAAAGGACUUGUCUGAGACUGAACAAUGCACAUUUGCAGUCAAACAAACUGAUUGUGCUAGUUUUCUCUGGGUUCUCAAGAAUUCACAUCUAAUGGUUUUGCAGUAAUUGUCCUUUUAUAGUGAUGAAAACAGAAGUGCAGCAGGGUGGGGUGGGGGAGAGAGAUUCUACAGAAGGGUGUGUCUGUCUCUGGUUAGAGUAGCUAGUGAUCUGGUUUACCUUGGGAAUGGCUGCCCCUGCGGAGGGGUGUGGCCCGCUCUUUGGAGUGGUGUGGCCCACUCCUGCCCUGGUGGACACUCCAAAAAAAGUAAUACUCCUGGAACACAGACAGGACCAUUUUGUCAUCACCAUCAUUGUUACGUUUACAUACUUUUCAUAUUCUUAACAAGUCUUCGAUCAAUGGAGUGAAAUUCAAUGAAAGGGUAGUGUAUACGAAUACAUGGAGGGCAACAUCGGAACACGGUCAAACAUCAAUACAUAAUAUUUACAAGUGAUUGCAAUGUUUCAUAUUGCUUUAGUUUAAUUCAUGCCUGGGGGCGUUUUCUUAAUGGCUUUUCUACUGACCUAUCUGUCCCACACGCCUAGCCUGCUCCAGUGGGUUAGUUUUUUAAAGGGCAGCUGGUUUCAUGUUCUGGCUAACACCAGUGGAUUGGUUACAUAACAAGGAACAAAACUAAUCAGAAAGGGAUUUUACCAUUGCAUGUUUCUAAAGAGAAUAGAUAAUAGUUUGCAGAUGGCCCCUCCUUUUUUAUCUUGUGAUAACAAUUCCCUUUCCUACUUAUUUCUAAGUAUUGACUCUAAUCUAAUAGCAGUUGAGGCAGCCAUUUUAGGAUAAUUCCUGAAUCUCAGUCAGGAGCAAUGUCCACUGACAGUCAUCUAUCUAUUCUAUCCCCCUAUUAUAGACGAGCCAACAUGCUCUCGCCCUCCCCCAUUACACCUACCUUUACACUGCAGUUAAAUAUUUACCUUCUAGUUGGUUGGAUGGGGCCCGUCUAACUUUGUCCCGUUCCUCUCCAUUCUCUCUCAGGCCGGCGGUUGCCCCACCUCUUGACCUCGCCCUUUUAAAACAGGAAAACGUGGAGGAGGUCUAAAUAACUCUGUCACCAACUCUUUCCAUCUACCCCCUCUGCCUCCUGUCAGGAUGCACAUCGUAGCUCCCUUGAAAACAGCUGUCCCCACAAGCUCCAAACACUAAUUUAAGCAAUAAACACCCUAAUUUCUCCAUUGGAGGAUUAGAAAGUUCACAUGAGGACGGCAUGAGGAUAGCCAUGGUUAAGUCUUGUUAACCCACCAUCGAUGCUCCUAAAGUCCAGAAGGAAAAAAUAUAUUGUGAUAAUGUGAUAAACUUGUGAUCAAUGUGCUUAUCAAAUGAAUAAACAUAUACCCCCUCUUGCACACACACAGGUACGCUUCCUGGAACAGCAGAACAAGAUGCUGGAGACCAAGUGGGGCCUCCUCCAGGGACAGACCACCACCCGCUCCAACAUCGAUGCCAUGUUCGAGGCCUACAUCUCCAACCUGCGCAGACAGCUGGACGGCCUGGGCAACGACAAGAUGAAGCUGGAGGCUGACCUGCACAACAUGCAGGGCCUGGUGGAAGACUUCAAGAACAAGUGAGUUCGCUAUUCAUGUCUCUGCCUUUACUUAACAGAUGUCAUCAGCCAUAUUUUCAGAAAAUACUUUGCUUGGGCCUCUGCCUGGCCAGGUUCAUAGUACCAUUGGAGUGGUGCAGUAAAGGGCCAGGGAAAGCCUGUUAGUAGAGGGAGUUUGGAUUUAAUCAGUAACACAGGACACAACAGUAUUAUGUAAUCUCAGUACUAUAGAUGGACAACACCCAACUGUAGUCCAUUGUCGUCACAUCAUAGGGAUUACUACGUUGCACUGGCAUGUACUGGAGGAAACUUUAUAUUUUACUUGACUGGAGGUGAAAGUAAUUUAGAUGACAGAGCUGGAUGUCUUUCAGCUUCGCUUACAAAGAUCGCUGCGUCAUGGCGUCGGAACACGCACCAGUGCUUCCUAUCUGUCAGUCCUGACAAAUGAUAUGAGCACAUUAGCAGUCUGUGUCCUCAGGGGGAAAUAGAACAACGUAAAGAAACACCUCACAAGGUUGGCCCAGAUUCAAGAGUGCAGAGUAGAAAACGAUUCCCAAAGGCAUAGUUGUUGUGAACGUAGCACUCAUGCCCCCUAGUGUGAAAACGGUAUAUUAACUCUAUUACUAUAUCAUAAUAAUACACAGUUACAAUAUAAUUAUGAACAUUGAAAUAUAUAAAAUUGAAUGUUGAAUAUAUUAAUAUCUGAAAUAAAGCAAACAUUGCUCUCCAUCCUCAGGUAUGAAGAUGAGAUCAACAAGCGUACCGAGUGUGAAAACGACUUUGUGCUCAUCAAGAAGGUUAGUUACUUACGUUUUUAUCCCGUCAGUUUUUCUGGCCUUCUCUUGCUGUCAUCUUGCCAUCUUGUUAACAUCUGGAUUGUGAAUGUUCCUCUCAGGACGUGGACGAGGCCUACAUGAACAAGGUUGAGCUGGAGGCUAAGCUGGAGAGCCUGACAGAUGAAAUCAACUUCCUGAGGCAGAUCUAUGAUGAGGUAAGGCACUGAGCUCAUCACUUAGCUACUUCCUGUUUACGUUACUCGAUAACAGUUGGGUUCAAAAUAAAUACAUCAAGCCAUAACCUUAUAUACUGUAUCUAACUCCAUCUAUCUACCUAAUGUGCUAGGAAAUUACUACAACAACUGUUUGGAUUAGGAUUACAUUAUUGACUCUUCAGUUCUUAAUUAGGAUGACAUUAUUGACUCUUCAGUUCAUAAUUAGGAUGAUAUUAUUGGCUCUUCUUCUUAAUUAGACACUCAUUCAUUACAACCAGAUAUGUUGUUGGCAGCUUCCAACAACCGCCCGGAUUUGUUUUUUGCUUUAACUUUAUUUAUUUAUUGAGUGAUGGCAUAUGGUGUUGUUUGUGGUGUACACUGGAAUGGGUCUCUCUCUCUCAUGCUGGAUCUGCAGUUUUACUGACUUCUGUUAGGCAUCUUGUCUUUGAAGUCAAACUGCUGGAAUCAAUCUGGGUGGGUUUUCAUCUCUGGGGUAGGUGGAAGUCUGAAAGUCUUGUCUGCAAUAGGCCAAGUGUUUGAUGGUCUCUCUCUCUCCUUCUCUCUCUCUCUCUCUCUCCUCUCUCUCUCUCCUUCUCUCUCUCCAGGAGCUGCGUGAGCUGCAGGGCCAGAUCAAGGACACCUCAGUGGUGGUGGAGAUGGACAACAGCCGUAACCUGGACAUGGACUCCAUCGUGGCUGAAGUGCGCGCCCAGUAUGAGGACAUCGCCAACAAGAGCCGGGCCGAGGCCGAGACAUGGUACAAGAGCAAGGUAUAGUAAUGGGUUCCUCUAUGGUAGCUAAACAUGUUUUCUCCCUUUGGCCGCUAUGUUCAGGGCUGCUUAUAGCCUUUCAGUACACUGUAUGUAGUUCAGAUGAGAAAAAGUUUAUAUGUUUUCCACACUGAGCAUGUAUCACUAAGGAACUCUCUGCUUUCUUCCUGUUGGGUGUUUAGUAUGAGGAGAUGCAGACAUCUGCCACCAGAUAUGGGGAUGACCUGAGAUCAACCAAGACAGAGAUCGCCGACCUGAACCGCAUGAUCCAGAGACUGCAGUCUGAGAUCGAGUCCGUCAAGGGACAGGUACACAACCAAGACACUCAGCGCUAAUAAAGUACUAUCUUAUCUUAGUGUUAGAUUUGUGGCAUGUAGACCCAUGUGAUGUUGACAGAAUAUACUAUUUUCCAAGGGCAUUAACAAUUUGAUAAUAAGCAGAAAUAAUGACAUGCCAUGUCUUUGUCUUGUGUUAGCGUGCCAACCUGGAAUCCCAGAUCGCCGAGGCUGAGGAGCGCGGGGAGAUGGCGGUGAAGGAUGCCAAGCUCCGCAUCAGGGAUCUGGAGGAUGCGCUGCAGAGAGCCAAGCAGGACAUGGCCCGGCAGAUCAGAGAAUACCAGGACCUGAUGAACGUCAAACUGGCCCUGGACAUUGAGAUUGCCACCUACAGGAAGCUACUGGAGGGAGAGGAGGACAGGUGAGAUCUUGACAUCCACAAAAAUAGUACACGUCAGCUAAAGUACAGUGUAUUAUAUGGCAAUGGAAAUACUGUAUAUUACCAGAAACUAACAUUUUCAAUUGGUCUUCUUUUCACCACCAGGAUAGCAACUGGUAUCCAGUCCAUCAACAUUUCCAAACAGAGCUGUAAGUACAUGCUUUCUUCACAUAAAUAUAUGCCAUUUAGCAGAUUAUUUAAAUAAAACCCUGCGUUUUCCCCUUCUGUGUUGUGGUGCAUUUAAAACAUCCAUGGCAUUCAUGUUUGACCAACCUGUAUUUACCAGUUGUCUCUCUCUGUGUCACCUUACAGCAAGCUACAACUCCUUCCCCAUGGAGAGUGUUAACAGCAGCUACUCCAGUGGCUACUCCAGUGGCUUCGGUGGUGGAUACGGCGGUGGAUACGGCGGUGGAUACGGCAGUGGAUACGGUGGCAGCAGCUUCAGCUCCGGUAGCGGCUACGGCGGCGGCAGCACCAGCGUCACCACCCAGAACAAGAAGAGUGUCGUCAUCAAGAUGAUCGAGACCAAGGAUGGCAAAGUUGUCUCUGAGUCCUCUGAGGUGGUUGAUGAAUGA
Messenger RNA from Coregonus sp. 'balchen', 5390 nucleotides. The record is from the annotation of a GenBank genome assembly. Lineage: Eukaryota; Metazoa; Chordata; Actinopteri; Salmoniformes; Salmonidae.